AUGCCACGUCGGAGCCGCCGGGACCAGACUGAGCCAGUCCGCAAAAGAACGCGGACGGGCUGCUGGGGUUGUCGGAAACGUCGCAUCAAAUGUGACGAGGCAAAACCCCAGUGUCGAAAUUGCAUCCUUCGUGGUCUGGCUUGUGACAACGGCAUUCAGUUGAAAUGGCACGCCGAAUUCGAGAGUCGGGGGCUGGCAUUUGGACGGCAGGGCGUGUGGGCCAAGGACCCGCACUCGUCAUCAACAAAGCCGCAUUCUCCGCCUGUGACAAGCCCAGUUGGGUGGUGUGGGCAACCUCGGAUUGGACCGCAUCAUUUCCUACACACCCUGUACACUGAUUUUCAACCUAACUCACAGCGCCAAGAAGUUUGUGAUAUUGGAGAUGAGAUCAACACGGUGGGCUCUGAUGGCGUUACUUCUGGUCCUGACCAGUCUUUCGUCCCAACCCAAAACACGCUGUUUCGAAGCCCCUCGCCCCUUAUUCGCUUCGAUGGAUUCGACUACGGGUUGCUGGAAUACUACGUCCUCCGACUUUGCCCGUUGACCAGUGCCUCCCAAAAUUCACCGUCGCCUUUCGCCAACCUCAUUGUCCCCUUAUUCGGCACCUGUACUUCCGGGCCUGAGGAUGUGUUGCUUUCGGUCAUGGCAUUUUCCGCCCGGCACAGGAGUAUAGCAGAUGACGACUGGUCCCAAACCGCUAUGACACUCAAGGGAAGAGUUCUUACCUCACUCCAGAGAAGGUUAGGCUCGAGCGGUGUCCCAACCCCCAUCGCAUGGGAUCCGCAGAUACUUAUCAUCAUGAUGUUUCUCUGUCUUUAUGAAAUUGUCGACAAUUGCGACCACCGAUGGGUCAUUCAUCUCAAGGCCAGCCAAGACAUAAUCCGACGCAGGAAGCAGUUACCGCCCCCACGCGCGCACGUGGAUAACAAGGCCUUAUCAUCCUUUGCCGAGAGAUUCUUCGCUUUCCAAGAUGUCAUCAGCAGAACAGCUUGUUGCCACGCUCCCUUGUUCGGAGCCGAGUACUGGGAAAGCAAUGAGCACCAACGCAAUGUUGACUCCUGGAUGGGUUGUAGCCCGGAGCUCGUGCGCAUCCUCAGUCGCAUCACAGAGCUUAGCAGCGCCAGGGGAGCUGACAGGAUCUCCGCAGAUGACUUCACAGACCAAGCUCAAGUACUUAGGUCGGAACUCGAUUCCAUGAGAUCGGACAUCCAAACCCUGGAAGAUGACGAUCUGGCAGCUGUCGCAGAGUUGAAGCGCUUGUCUGCUCUUCUAUUCUACUAUUGCGAACUGUACGACGCCUCCCCAUCCACCCCGCUAGUCUCUCGGCUCGUCGCUAAGAUUCUACGGGGAGUCCACCAUCUGCUGCGAGGAUCAUCCAUUGGAGGACUCGCCUUUCCCGUGUUUGUGGCUGCCGUGGAACUGGAGCCGGCAGAUGAGGAAUUGUUUUGCGACAGUGAAACUGGCGAAUCUGUCUAUGGACGGCGGCUUGUGUUAGAGGCAUUGGAUGUCAUGUCUAGACACUCCUUGUCUAAUGUUCCACGUACUAGAGCUGUGAUUCGAAAGGUGUGGGCGUUGCGCGACAUGCACCUCCAAGGCGACUCCGUGAUCGAUGAGUCCCCCACAGCCAAGUCAGCUCACAUGAAUGACUGGGGUUCCUUUGUCGGCCCAAACAGCUUGAAUAUCAGUUUGGCUUAG
Molecule: messenger RNA, 1695 nt
Organism: Pseudomassariella vexata
Lineage: Eukaryota; Fungi; Ascomycota; Sordariomycetes; Amphisphaeriales; Pseudomassariaceae
Product: fungal-specific transcription factor domain-containing protein
Exons: 1
Coding region: 1-1695 (564 amino acids)
Biological process (GO): positive regulation of transcription by RNA polymerase II
Cellular component (GO): nucleus
Molecular function (GO): transcription cis-regulatory region binding; zinc ion binding; DNA-binding transcription factor activity, RNA polymerase II-specific
Source: RefSeq, a predicted model, not a curated record